Messenger RNA from Orcinus orca (killer whale), 540 nucleotides. It is a transcript of the gene KISS1, whose product is annotated as KiSS-1 metastasis suppressor. Gene Ontology annotation, biological process: positive regulation of cytosolic calcium ion concentration; G protein-coupled receptor signaling pathway. Bases 90 to 506 code for a protein of 138 amino acids. The transcript has 2 exons. The record is from RefSeq and is a predicted model, not a curated record. Gene Ontology annotation, molecular function: kisspeptin receptor binding. Gene Ontology annotation, cellular component: neuron projection. NCBI's taxonomy places the organism in Eukaryota, Metazoa, Chordata, Mammalia, Artiodactyla, Delphinidae.
UCUGCCCCAUCACCCAGCCCAGAGGGCGUGCCUAACCUAGCCCCUCCGCCCUCUCUCUGUCUUGGUCUCAGGACACUUCCGGGACCACGAUGAACUCGCUGGUUUCUUGGCAGUUGACGAUUUUCCUCUGUGCCGUCUCCUUCAGGGAGACAUUAGAAAAGGCGACGCCCAUGGAGAACCCUAGAGCCACAGGCCCGCGGCUCAGACCUCCGGCGCUCCUGGCCUCCGGGGCGCAGAGCCCGCGGUGCGCGGAGAGGAAGCCCGCCGCUGCCGGGCCGAGCCCUCGGGGGGCCUCGCUGUGCCCUCCACCCGAGAGCUCCGCUGGGCCCCAGCUGCCGGGCCUGUGCGCCCCCCGCAGUCGCCUGAUCCCCGCCCCGCGCGGCGCGGUGCUGGUGCAGCGGGAGAAGGACCUGUCCGCCUACAACUGGAACUCCUUCGGUCUACGUUACGGAAAGCGACACACUGCGCCGCCCGGCAGCCGCGGCCAAGGCGCCGGGCGGGGCUGAGCGCGGAGGUGCGGCCUUAGACCUUCCAAAUCGG